Penicillium antarcticum is the source of this 1518-nucleotide messenger RNA. Its product is annotated as arylsulfotransferase family protein. The coding region runs from base 1 to 1518 and encodes 505 amino acids. The record is from RefSeq and is a predicted model, not a curated record. The transcript is spliced from 2 exons. NCBI's taxonomy places the organism in Eukaryota, Fungi, Ascomycota, Eurotiomycetes, Eurotiales, Aspergillaceae.
AUGCGUGUUUCUUCCAUUGUCUCCGUCCUAUCUGGGCUGCACGCUACUUCCUGUGUGGCGGCUGACGACAGCUGGCCCUGGCAAACCUACAAGUCCAGCGCUUUUGAGCCUCCCAACCUCAAGAUCACCAAGUCUGGACCUACCGCUCCUGGCUACCUGUUCUUCGAUCAAUCAUGGGAUGCCCAUCAGUACAGUGUAUUUAUGAUGUCGGAUGAGAAUGAACUCAUAUGGCAGAGUCCGUUUGGUGAUCUGAAGGACUUCCGUGUGCAGAUGCUGGAUGGAAAGCCGGUCUUGACCUACUUCAAUGGCAUUGGUAUUCCUGAGCCAUUUGGCUGGGGAUACGGUAUCAUCCAAGUUUUCGACCAGUCUUACCAGAGCAUCUACAAUGUUUCGCUUCUUUGCGAUAACUACACUGCCGUUGGUACCGUUGACAGCUCGAGCUUUGUCUCUUGGCUCGACAUUCACGAGAGCACCAUGACCUCAGACAACACUAUGCUUUUGACCGGCUACAACGUGACUCGGGCUGAUUUGAGCUCUGUCGGUGGCCCCAAGCAUGGCUGGAUUGCUGACUCGCUCUUCUAUGAGAUCGACGUUAAGACCAAUGACAUCUUGUUCCGCUGGAGUGCUAAGGAUCACGUUGAUCAAAUUAGCUUGGAGGAUGUGCAGCCUUUCUACCCGAUCAAUGACUGGGGAUAUAACAGCAGUGCGCCAUAUGGCUACUUCCACAUCAACUCGGUUGAGAAGUUCCAGGAUGGUAGUUUCCUCAUCUCAUCUCGCUACUACUGCUCCUUGUUCAAGAUUGCCAAGGAUGGAACUGUUGACUGGACCCUUCAGGGCCAAACUGGCGGCGAUUUCUCCCUAGACGGAGUCAACUUUGCCUACCAGCACGACGCACGUAUUCAGGAAGAAACUGAAGACAAAUUAAUCAUCAGCAUCUUCGACAACGCCAACUCCGACGUCGAAAACGGCACCGACCACACCGAAGGUAUUUUCAUGAAUGUCAACAUGGAUAAAAAGAAGGUCACUCCCUUCCGUCUCCUGGAUGACUCGAGUGACGAGAUCUUUUCCGUCUCCAUGGGAGCUGUGCAAGCAUUGCCUGGAGACCAUGUUCUGAUCGGUUACGGCUCCAACCCGAAGUUCAAGGAGUAUAAUGCGGAUGGCUCCCCUGUUAUGACAGUUCAGUUUGGCGAGGAUGGUGUGGUUUCCAGCUACCGGGCUUAUCGUCACCCCUGGGUUGGCAUUCCUAACACGGCUCCUGAUGCAUUCGCUUGCAACGACGCUUCUCACAAUACUACUAAUGUCUACAUGAGUUGGAAUGGUGCAACUGAGGUUAAGGAGUGGAAGGUCUUUGGGGGCAUUACUCAGAGUGGUCUUCCCCCGGUCGGAGUGGCGCCGAAGACCGGCUUUGAGACCAGGGCCUCUGUCAAGGGAGGUCUUAAGUAUGUCCGCGUUGAGGCUCAUGGACGUGGUAUUACUACAGGAGUCUCGAAGACCGUGCAUGUUCAGGCUCAGUGCUAA